Molecule: messenger RNA, 2043 nt
Organism: Mercenaria mercenaria
Lineage: Eukaryota; Metazoa; Mollusca; Bivalvia; Venerida; Veneridae
Product: caspase-7-like
Exons: 2
Coding region: 200-1300 (366 amino acids)
Biological process (GO): proteolysis
Molecular function (GO): cysteine-type endopeptidase activity
Source: RefSeq, a predicted model, not a curated record
AAGUAAUUACCGAUCAAUAAUGAUCCGUUGGUUUAUUAUGACCUGUUAUAUUGGUAUAAACUUACCUUGUGUAGAAUGUUUAACCAGUUGUCAAGACCAGUGAUCGAAUGUAUUGAUUAGUUUAGGCAUUUUAAAAUACCUGAACAUGGAAUUUUAAAAUGAAAGUAGGGUGACAUUUUUGUGUAAUAAUGUUGUGAUUAUGGGGGUUUGUGGGUCGACGGGGCGUACAGGGACAGGAAAUGGUCCGGCUAGAACGUAUGACACAGUCGAUGGACCCGUUGGUGAGACUGACAAUCAUGAAGGAAGGAAAAACACGGGUACUGCCAACGGAAACUCAAACAUACGUAAUCAUACCAACGUUACACACAUAGAAAACACUGAACUCUCGUCUGGAAAAGAUGAAAAGGAUGUUGGUUUAGUACUGGCCGGACAGUUAAACCCCCGUUCCUUCGCAAACAUAGACAUCAUUGACCUGGACGACAACGAGGAGUAUCUUCAAGCAAUACAACAGGCCUACCGAAGACGUCGACCUAAGCUGACAAGAAAAGACCUUCUGGCAGACGUUUACAAGAUGGACUUCCCCCGACGAGGUAAAGCUGUUGUCAUCAACAAUGAAAAAUUCAAAGACAGCCCACAGAGAAAGGGCACUAACGUUGAUAUGACAAGGAUUUGUAACAGACUCGAGAGACUUGGGUUCGAAGUUGAAAGGCACAAUGACGUCACAUGUAAUCAGAUAAUGUCUGCUUUUGUAAAUUCCGCGAAUGAAGACCACAACGAUGCAGACUGCUUUGCAGGUGUUUUCCUUAGUCAUGGGGGAAGUAACGAGAUUCACGGUACUGACGGAAUAUUAAAACUAAAUACGAUUUUCGAAUUAUUUCAAGCAAGUAGAUGCACAAGUUUAGCGGGAAAACCGAAGUUAUUUUUUGUACAGUCGUGCAGGGGUGAAGAAUUCGACGAUGGAAUAAAUGUAAAUGUAGCAGAUGCGCAAGGCAUGAAUGCGCUACCGGAAGAGGAAGUGGAAGUUACAAUUCCAGACGAUGCAGACUUUUUGAUCUCCUAUUCUACAGUAAAUGGGUAUUAUUCUUGGCGUAAUGCUAGGCAAGGAUCAUGGUAUAUACAAGCACUUGUUCGUGUGCUUGAUGAAUGUGGAACUCUGCUAGAAAUACGAAAACUUCUGACACGAGUGAACAAGUUAGUUGCAUUCGAGUUUGAAUCUAAGGAUCGUCGUCAGUCACGGAAGAAACAGAUUCCAUCAUUCUCUUCUAAACUGACGAAAGAUUUAUAUUUUACUCCGAAAUAGGGUUGAUCUCCAUAUCAUCCCACAUUGUUUAGAACGUUCGUACCUAAAUGAUAGUGGGGCAUUCAGAAUCAGCAUUACUACCUUUUAAAAUAAUUAACUUUUUUUUGUUCAUUAAAUCGGCUGUUAACCUAAAUGUAUAAUUGUACAUAAAUGUCUUUAAGAAGAACGUGUUUAAGGUGAUUGCUUGUCCUGUCACAGAAGUCAGUAUCCCGGUCACUUACCCACUUGGGGCUAACACCGUGUAGCCGAUGCAUCAGACACACAAUUAUAACGCAUAUAUUACAUACCGAGGUCCAUAAUACCAGGUUAUAGGUUACUUACACACGCAUGGCGUUUUUUGUUAUGUAAAGACUUGACACAAAUUAUCCGAAUAUUAUAGAUCCUGGUGUGAUUUGCCUUAAGCGACUCAAUGAAUUUCCAGAAUCCUGCAGAAAAUAGCAGCUGUAGAUGAUUAAAGUUGUGUUAGCUUGGAAUUUUAUACAAUUGUAAAAUUUAAUGUUCCACAGGUCACAGUAUCCGGCUGAGUUAGUGAAACGGUGUGAGUAUAAGCCGUAUUAACGACUUGGGCGUGAAGUUAGCAGUAGACCAGUAACAGCAGUAACUACUGUUCUACUGCUACUUCACACCAGUUGCUAAAGACGGUAAUUAGUUAGAGACAAUGAAAUGUGCAAACCCCAUGCCAACUAUCAUCGGCAUAAGCGAAUCGGCCUCCAUGGCCGAGUGAUUAGGGUUGCUGGCCUCGA